This is a messenger RNA of Odocoileus virginianus texanus, 582 nucleotides long. RefSeq names its product olfactory receptor 5M5-like. Gene Ontology annotation, biological process: sensory perception of smell; G protein-coupled receptor signaling pathway. The record is from RefSeq and is a predicted model, not a curated record. NCBI's taxonomy places the organism in Eukaryota, Metazoa, Chordata, Mammalia, Artiodactyla, Cervidae. Gene Ontology annotation, cellular component: membrane. Gene Ontology annotation, molecular function: olfactory receptor activity; odorant binding; G protein-coupled receptor activity.
UAUGACCGUUACAUGGCCAUCUGCAAACCCUUGUUAUAUGGCAUCAAAAUGUCCCGAUGUGUCUGCCUCUCUCUCGUUGCUGCAUCUUAUAUUUAUGGCUUUGCAAAUGGUCUUGCACAGACCAUCCUGAUGCUCCGCCUUUCCUUCUGUGGACCCAAUGAAAUCAACCACUUUUACUGUGCGGACCCACCUCUCCUAGUCCUGGCCUGCUCAGACACUUAUGUGAAUGAAACUGCCAUGUUUGUGGUGGCUGGUUCCAACCUCAUGUUUUCUCUCACCAUCAUCCUCAUCUCCUACAUUUUCAUAUUUACAGCCAUUCUGCAAAUGCAUUCUCCAGAAGGGAGGCACAAGGCCUUCUCCACCUGUGGGUCUCAUCUGACAGUUGUUACUAUGUUUUAUGGGACACUGUUCUGGAUGUAUCUGAGGCCGCCUUCAGUGGCAUCUGUAGAACAGACCAAAAUUGCAGCUGUGUUUUAUAUCUUUCUGAGUCCUAUGCUAAACCCUUUGAUCUACAGCCUUCGGAACAAAGAUGUUAAGAGAGCAUUAAGGAGAGUGAUCCAAGAGAAAUUGUUUGUCAAUUAA